CUCUGAGCGUAUCUGGACUCUGAUUCAGCCGUUUAGCACCAGCGACAGUCGUCUGGGACUCAGCCAUGGCAGCAGCAAGAGAACGUACAGAUCUACAGCCUACAGAACCUCUCAACAUGAAUCAUUAUGCCACUAAGAAGAGUGUGGCAGAGAGCCUGCUGGAUGUGGCGCUGCUGAUGGCAAAUGCCUCUCAGCUGAAAGCUGUCCUGGAGCAGGGCCCCGAGUUCAAGUACUACUUCACUGUCAUCGUCCUCAUCGCCGCGUCUCUCUUCUUCCAAGUGCUCGUAGGGGCUCUCUUUGUCCACAUGGCACGCAAAAACCUCAAUGACGUGGCCAAUCAGAGGAAGCUGGACAUAAUAAACAAUGUGGCCACUGUGCUGGUGUUCCUCACCGUCAUCAUCAACAUCUUCAUCACCGCUUUUGGAGUGCAGAAGACAGGUCUCUAUCCUAAGCAGUAAACUGUCUGUAAGAUACAGGGUCUCAGUAAUGGUCAUUCUUCAGGCCGGUCCAAUCAUGAAAGACUUCCUUCUGGCUUUGAUAUUUGUUAUACUAUAGAAGACACAGUUAUUUUAUGGUCUUUUUAAAAAUUCAUUUAUUUCUACAGAGGGCAUUAUAUUAAAGGGUCUACAACAUACAUUUAUCAUAGACUGUCUAAUGAUUUAUAUUACCUAGAGGCAAAACUAUAAUCAAAUAACACAAAU
Sinocyclocheilus anshuiensis is the source of this 701-nucleotide messenger RNA. Its product is annotated as ninjurin-2-like. NCBI's taxonomy places the organism in Eukaryota, Metazoa, Chordata, Actinopteri, Cypriniformes, Cyprinidae. The record is from RefSeq and is a predicted model, not a curated record. The transcript is spliced from 4 exons. Gene Ontology annotation, cellular component: membrane. The coding region runs from base 66 to 458 and encodes 130 amino acids. Gene Ontology annotation, biological process: tissue regeneration; cell adhesion.